Messenger RNA from Dendronephthya gigantea, 945 nucleotides. RefSeq lists its product as uncharacterized. The record is from RefSeq and is a predicted model, not a curated record. NCBI's taxonomy places the organism in Eukaryota, Metazoa, Cnidaria, Anthozoa, Malacalcyonacea, Nephtheidae. The transcript is spliced from 5 exons. The coding region runs from base 105 to 797 and encodes 230 amino acids.
UGUUUCUAUGGACGAAUGUUUGAACAUCUUUUUCGAAGUUUGUUUACAAUGAAUGUUGUAGUUUCGUUGUUAAGAAAUAUUGCUUGGGAUAAAGUUAGGUGAAUAUGGUUCAUUUUGAUAAUCUAAAAGUGGGCACUCGUGUUCAAACUAACAGAGACGGUGAAAUCUUUCAAGGAACAGUACGAUUUAAAGGUGGAUUGAUUUCCCGAGAAGGAAAUUGGGUUGGAGUUGAACUGGAUAAACCAGCUGGUUACACAAGUGGAUUAAUCAAAGGCCAUAGGUAUUUUCAAUGUAAUGCUAAACAUGGAAUUUUCAUCAGACCCAGAAAAUUACAUUUGAUUGGAAACUGGAGGACAAUGAGUGGAAAUUCAUACCGAACUAUCAAUAAAGAAUCUUAUGUUGAUGACACAUUAUUUGCAAAGAAACCUGCAGGUAUAAACAAUGAGCAAAGGCAGUGGCAAGGCUACAAUAAUGGAAACAAAACUAUUGCUGCUGUUACACCUGAAUACAUUAGUUCAUCUAAAAGAGCUUUUUCAGUGCCAUUAACAUCACAUUGUCAAAUGGAAAGGAGGAUAAACUUUCACAAGAAGCACAGUGUUGGUCACACUGUAUCUCCUGCAGCUACCACGAAAGAUAAAAUUCGCAAUUCUCAUCGAAGUAGUAGAUGCUCAGAGAGAACGUUCAUACCUACUUCUCCUUCUAUACCAGACUAUCACCUACCUCGCAAAGUUCUUAAACGCAUGGUUCAAAAGGAGUACUUUGGUACAUCUAUUCCAAAACAAAACACUCUAUACUAAAAUAAGACCACACUUAAGACGCCAGAAGUAUGUACCCAGCUUAAAGAGCCUGAUACGUACCCUGAUCUGAUGGUUAACGAUGGAAACGUCAUUGAUCAUACAUGGCAAAAAUUCACCUUCCACUCAUCAACGUAUAUAGGUGUAAUCU